AUGACGAGUGCAUCAGUGCGUGAGAUGACUUCAAAAUUUGGGAAGUUGGAUAAGUUUGAGGGAGUGGACUUUCGAAGAUGGCAGAAGAAGAUGCAUUUCCUUCUCACCACACUCAAUGUGGUGUAUGUUCUAAGCAUGCCAAUGCCUACCGUGACGGAGGAUGCGGAGAAGGAAUCUGUGGAGGAGACAAGGAAGCAACUUAAGUGGGAGAACGAUGACUACAUAUGUCGUGGCCACAUUCUUAACGGUAUGUCUGAUCCUCUCUUUGAUGUCUAUCAAAAUGUCGAAUCUGCAAAGGAACUAUGGGAUGCGUUGGAAUCAACGUACAUGGCUGAGGAUGCUUCUAGUAAGAAGUUCCUUGUUAGUAAUUUUAAUAAUUACAAGAUGUCUGAUUCAAGGUCUGUUAUAGAGCAAUACAAUGAAUUGCUUCGCAUCCUAGGGCAAUUCGCUCAACAUAACAUGAAGAUGGAUGAAUCCAUCUUGGUGUCGAGUAUCAUUGACAAGUUGCCGCCUUCAUGGAAGGAUUUUAGGCGCAUGUUAAAACACAAAAAGGAAGAGUUGUCUCUUGUACAACUUGGUAGCCAUUUGCGCAUAGAGGAAUCUCUAAGGGUGCAAGAGGGUGGAAAACCCAAAGAGGCUGAACCUUCUUCAAUCAAUAUGAUGGAGGAAGGUGGGAGUUCUAAGAUGAAGAAUAAGGGGAAGAAAUGUCCCUUUAAUGACAACACUUACGGUGGACCUAACAAAAAGCUAAGAGCGUUUGUUGGUUUUGUAACAAGCCGGGUCACUUUAGACUGA
Camelina sativa (false flax) is the source of this 795-nucleotide messenger RNA. The record is from RefSeq and is a predicted model, not a curated record. Lineage: Eukaryota; Viridiplantae; Streptophyta; Magnoliopsida; Brassicales; Brassicaceae.